Molecule: messenger RNA, 589 nt
Organism: Haliotis rufescens (red abalone)
Lineage: Eukaryota; Metazoa; Mollusca; Gastropoda; Lepetellida; Haliotidae
Exons: 2
Coding region: 13-507 (164 amino acids)
Source: RefSeq, a predicted model, not a curated record
GUAACCACACAGAUGCAGGCAUUGUACGAGGAGCAAGUCACUCAAGUAGAUGAAGCCAACAUGCCAGCGAUGCCAUCAUUUCAGAGCGUGAAAAGUGCACUUUACAGGCGUUACAUUCCAGCGUUACCCAGGUCGCGGUCAGCAGUAGACAUUGAAGACAAAUGGUCAGAGACAACAGAUGGACGUCCCUUUCUGCUGUUCAGCGACGGCGACGAUGACAAGAUCCUGGCUUUCUCCACUGCAGAACAGAUACAAGCCCUCCAGGAAGCUGACACCCUUUACAUGGAUGGUACCUUCACAGCAUGUCCAGGUUUAUGGGAUCAAGUAUACAUCAUUCAUGCCAGAGUUGGCCCCAACACCUUCCCUCCAGUGUUCGCCCUUUUGCCAGAUCGCCAAGCAACAACCUAUGGCCGGCUUUUUCGACAACUGAAGACAGAAGUUCAAGAGCGACUCAACAGACCUCUGUCACCUAGCACACUUGCUCCGUCUGGGAUAAAUAAACUGUAAAAGUUAUUAAAUGUAAAGUGUACAUUACCAAAAACUGGCACAAAGUGUUGUUACAAACUGUAUAAAAUUUAUCAAAUGUAAA